UCCCUCAGGAAACAUUUGAGGGCAGGUUCAGAUUCCUGUGCACAACGAGGAAAGUUACGUAAACUUUAAUUUCUGUCGAAUCUUAUGCUGUGAAUUCACUGCAGACGCAACACACACAAUCUCGUUCUGUCUACACCAAGAACAGUGGCUAUGGCAUUAUCUUACGUUUCACUGGAAGAAAACCUCAGAUGUUCUAUUUGUUUGGAAAUCUUUAAGGAUCCUGUGGUUCUUACCUGUAGUCACAGUUUUUGUAGGAUCUGUAUAGAGAGAACGUGGAACCAGAAGGAGAUAAAGGAAUGCCCAAUGUGCAGGAAAAAAAUUAAGCAUUCACUUAUAAACAAUCUAGUCCUUAAGGAAACUUGUGAAACAUUCGCGCAGAAGAAACGCAGAAUGGAAGCUCAAGGAGUGAUAUGUCUGCUCCAUACCGACAAACAGCAUCUGUUCUGUGUGGAUGAUCAACAGCUGGUGUGUUUGCAGUGUGUGGACGAGGACCAUCAAAAUCACAACUUCUGCUCCAUCAGCAAAGCAGCGGAAAGACAAAGGACUGAACUUGAAAGACCAUUGCAGGUACUUCAAAUGAAAUUGGAAACCCUGGAUUCCAAAAAAUCCACCUUUUUGGACAUGCUUGUAAAAUUCCAGUCUCAAGUCCGGCAGACAGAGGAGCAGAUAAAAGUGGAGUUUGAGGAGCUUCACCAGUUCCUCAAGGAGGAGGAGGCGACCAGGAUAGCUGCUCUGAGGGAGGAAGAGGAAGAGAAGAGCCAGAGGAUGAAGGCAAAGAUUUCAGAAAUGAAUAAGUUGUUAACAUCUGUUUUGGAACAAAUUAACAAAAUCAAGGAUGACAUGAACAAUGAGGACAGUUUAUUCUUACAUAAAUUUAGAUCUACAGAAGAAAGAGCUAAGUACACUGUGCCAGAUCCUGAGGUGGGUCCUGGAGUUCUGAUUGAUGUGUCCAAACACUUGGGGAAUCUGAGAUACACGGUGUGGGAGAAGAUGAAGGACAUCUGUCCUUACUAGCCUGUACUUCUGGACCCAGCUACCCUAAGGGCCAAACUUCAAUUGUCUCCAGAUUUGAAUAGCAUUACAUUUGGACAGGAACAAACUCCUAAAGUCUCACCAACCAAGUGUGUCGAAGUGCCAUUCAUCCUGGGAUCUGAACGUUUCACCUCAGGAUCGCAUACCUGGGAGAUGCAGGUUGGACCCUCAGAACAGUGGGCUGUUGGAGUCAUUAAAGAAUCUGAUAAAACAAAACCAAAUCCUUUCUACAUUAUUAAUAUAUAUGCUUAAAGGUAAAUGUUCAUGGAAUCCAGGGGCUGCCAAGAUUAAUAAAGUCUGUGUUUCUGGAAAGUGAGAAAAGACAGGUGACAUUCACUGAUCCUGAUUCAAACACAACAUUAAAAACACACACAUAUGCAAUCCCUGAGAAAAUGUACCCAUGUUUUUUUAGCUUCAGCAAAUUUCCAUUGCCUAUUCUACCAGCCAAGGUUUCAGUUUCCAUUUAAGAACAAUGAGUAUUCAACUCAUUGCUGAACCCUCUACCACAUCCAGAGUGCCUUCAUACAAGUCUGCAUUAUCUACUGUUCUUUUCUUUAUGUUUAUUCUUUUCUCAUCUACUACAUGCAUACUCCCUGACCACAAACAUGUACGCAGAAUAAUUAAGCCAGUGUCAGUAUGAAUUCCAGGAAAAAAUAAAUGAGUUAACUUUUAUAUUUAGAAUUACGAUAUUUCAAACAUUGACAUGGUUCUUUUAAUUAAUGGCAUGUGUAUUAAUUUAUGUGUAACUAAUAUUAAUCACCAUAAUACUAAGGUGUCUCAUGAUUCACAUUUAUUUUACAUGUAAUUGUUUUGUUCUAAUUACUGUACAUUUAUUUUCUGCAUAAUUGUUUUGGUUUAUAGUGCAUCAUUUCAUAUAUUGAUCUGGGUUUUUUUUAAUCCUUUUUUUUUUUUUUUAUCUGACUUGACAUGCAUAGUUGGUGUCCAAGAGAACUGUCAAAUUCAACCAAUAAACUUAAUCUCAUUGAACAACACCUUUGUUAACCUAGUAAUGUAUUUAAUUAGAUUACAGUUUAAUGUGAGGUGUAGCAUUUUAUUAUAUACAUUUGUCCAGGAAAGAUGUGUGCGUGUGCAUUUUUCAAAGGAUAAUGCUGUGUAUGAAUAUUAUGCACAAAUGUUACACACGUGUGUGUUUGUGUGUGUGUGUGUGUGUGUGUGUGUGCGUGUGCAUGCACAUGCAAGAGAUGGUGACGAGUCAGCGACAUGAACUUUAUUUGCACUUCUAACAUAUUUGGAAAGACUCACAACUUGAUUAAUUGUUUGAAUAAAACCUCUGUCUGAUCUCA
Molecule: messenger RNA, 2336 nt
Organism: Electrophorus electricus (electric eel)
Lineage: Eukaryota; Metazoa; Chordata; Actinopteri; Gymnotiformes; Gymnotidae
Source: RefSeq, a predicted model, not a curated record